UUGCUUGGUGACUGAACCUUAGCCUGAGCAAGAUUUCGAUUCUGCUCCUUGUACUCAUGACGUCCGUGGCCAUGUUCCUUCUCUGGGUUUCCCUGGUCCUCUGGGCUAAGCUCUGCAUGACCUCUGGAGACCUUGGAAUCUGCAUCCUCCCUCCUGACGGAGGCCUCUGCUACAACCUGCGAGAACGGUGGUACUUUGACUACGAGAAGAAGACCUGCCUGCCCUUCUCCUGGACCGGAUGCGGAGGAAAUGAGAACAAUUUCGAGAGCUGGCCUGAAUGCCAGAAAGCCUGCAGCCGCUACGGAUAAGUGGGGGAGCUGAUCCCACCUGGGCGGAGCAGAAGCUGUGGGAUCAGACCGUCUAGCAGGGAGUCCUCACUUCAGCUACUUUAAGGCGUGUGGACUUCAACUCCCAGCAUUCCCCUGGCAGCAAAGCUGUAAUAUGUAACCUGCCAAUCAUAACCAUCAAAGACCAGCUUUGAUUUAGAAUGUAUCCCACUUGGUUGCAAUGUUCCUUAACACAUUUCUUAAUGGUUAAUUUUUGUUUCAUUUGUGAACGUCUGGAAUGUCUUUUUGAUCCAGCAGAAUUAGCACCGUUGAUGGUCCCAAUUCACUCUACAUCUGUUCCCCGACCUUGAUCUAUAUGAGCAUAUGGAGGGAGGGAGGGAGGGAUGAGGAAUACAUUUAUGGAUGUGAU
Pseudonaja textilis is the source of this 696-nucleotide messenger RNA. RefSeq names its product kunitz-type serine protease inhibitor homolog dendrotoxin I-like. NCBI's taxonomy places the organism in Eukaryota, Metazoa, Chordata, Lepidosauria, Squamata, Elapidae. The record is from RefSeq and is a predicted model, not a curated record. Gene Ontology annotation, molecular function: serine-type endopeptidase inhibitor activity.